AUGCAUUACAGGAAGAUAUCCAAUUUCUUUCUCAAUCUUAGCACCCUGUUCAAUUUGAUCAUUCAUGUCAGUUCACUACUUGAUAAGGCCAAUGAUGUAAGAGGUCUGGAUGUAGGACAAUUGGCAGAAGCAUCAUACUUUGAUCAAGAAGAGCUCAUCAGACCUGUGGACAGGCAUCUUGUACAACAGGAGCAUCUGAAUACAUGGAGACACUUGAGAACGAUUGAAGUAGUGGUAAGAAAAAACAAAAGUUUUCAGACUUACAAAAGAACUCUAGAAAUAGUUGUCAAAGAUAUGUUUGAUAAUCCAAACAUCCAUGCUAGAGAAAUUGAUAGGAUUCCUCAACGUGCUGAAGCAUGGGCAAGAUAUAAACCAAACAAACCACUUGCCAUGGUGGUUUAUUAUCUCAUUGAGGUAUUGAAACAUCAAUCAUCUCAACUUCAAGUUGAUAAAGAAGAAUUACAUAGAUUGACUGAUAGACUGAUUGAAGAAACCAACUUCCCACCAAAUUCACUUGAAUCAUGCAUUGUUACUCCAUUCCUGGAUGCUGUCAUGUCAGAAUUGAGUUUGCACAUGUUGCUCGAUCAAUUUGGAAAGGCCACCAUUGCAGAUCAAGUUCAUUCUUCAAACUAUUUAUCAGUAGAAGGGACACUUGUUUGGAAGAAGAUGAUUCUUCAAACAGAUCAUCUGGAAUACAUUAAACAUUAUCAGUCAUACAUGAAACUUAUUGAAAUAUUUGACAUUUUAGCAGCUGCAGUUAUUCAGGACAAGAAUUUGAUAUGCAAUCAUCUUACACCAAGUCUUUCAAGAUCAUUACCUAAAAUCAGAACACUUUUGGAAAACCAUUCCGCCAAUCCUAAACAGCUGCACAGGUACCUCAUCAACAGGACACCAUAUGAUCACAAUAGACCCCUAACAAUUCCCAUCUUCAGACACCCUGCUGAGCUAGAUAGUGGUGGCUCGCCCCAACUUGAGGAAAACAUCCACAAACUUUGGAUCCUCUCUGAUAACAAAGACUCAAAGAUCUCAUCAAGACUUCUGUGGCUUUCAGACAAGAUUGCAGAUGAUUCUCACAAACCUCCCCGCUAUAUUUGCAGAAUAGCUGGCUUCAAAUCCCUCAAGCAGACCGCAAAAGAUGGUAGUCUGAGACAUAGACAAAUGUUAAAUCAUAUCUCAAGAACUAUAAACUUGGUGCUUGACCUUGAAGAUGAUGAUUUUGAAGCCCGCACAGUACUCUUUGAAAUACUCCAAUCAGCAUUGAGAACUUUGCCCAUGCAAUCUGAUCCCAGAGAGUCUGAAAAGCGGAUGGAGAAUUGUGUGAUGUUCUAUCUCUUAAUCAGAAGAAUAGCUAGGGUCUUGGAGGUGGUCAUCAAGAAAGAACUUUCCCCCACUAUUCCUGAUGGAAAAAAUAUAAAAGCCAAGAUUAUGAUGUACUACUGGAGUAUGUUAUCAUUUAUACCCUCUACAUUAAAAUUAAGACAUAAGGAGACAUUUGAGUGGUUUAGUUUUGGACUUGGAAGAGUUUAUUUAGAUCACCUUCAGUCUUCUGUGACACUGAACAAGCUUUAUGAACAGAUGAGCUUGGUUCAAAAGAAUGGUCCAAUUGACCAGUCACCAAUUUCUAUUCAAGUUGAUAAACUUGAUCCAGAUCAAGAUGAGCUAAAUGAGAUACCAGUCAAAUUCAAGAAGCAAUCACCCAAGAGAUACAAGAACAAAUCACAAAAGCGUAAAAAAUCUUAUGCAUACUCGGAUGGUGAUGAAGAUUAUAAUCCAAAGCUCUUUGCCACAUCCUUUGAUACCCAGGCUACUGUCCAAGGAAAGAGAUUUGAUGAAGAUAUCAAAGACAGGCUAAACUUCAAGAUACCAAAGAGGAAAUCAAGCAGACACCCAAGUGUCUUGUUUGAAAAGAAUGUUUCAGAUGAACAGGUGAAAGCCCCUUAUGACAAGAAAAGUUAUGUGAUUGAUGGUGAAACAGGUUCAACAAGAGACUUUCUUAUGGCAUUUAAAAAGAGACACAGGACUAAGACUUGCAAAGGUAUUUCAUUGGAGCAUCAGCAAAUCAAUGUACCAAAUAUGGCCAGGAAACAGAAUUCAGAAACCCACCAACCUGAAUCUGUACAAGAAGAAAAAGGGAGAAAAGAUUCAAUCCAAAUGACAGGAAGUGAGCCUAACUCAUCAGGUAAGAUGCUUUUAAAAUCAAAUAAACAACGCCUGAAAAAGAACAACUGA
Messenger RNA from Melampsora larici-populina 98AG31, 2229 nucleotides. RefSeq lists its product as uncharacterized. The transcript has 2 exons. Lineage: Eukaryota; Fungi; Basidiomycota; Pucciniomycetes; Pucciniales; Melampsoraceae. The coding region runs from base 1 to 2229 and encodes 742 amino acids. The record is from RefSeq and is a predicted model, not a curated record.